Molecule: messenger RNA, 1108 nt
Organism: Manduca sexta (tobacco hornworm)
Lineage: Eukaryota; Metazoa; Arthropoda; Insecta; Lepidoptera; Sphingidae
Product: nuclear receptor-binding factor 2
Exons: 2
Coding region: 175-978 (267 amino acids)
Biological process (GO): autophagy
Source: RefSeq, a predicted model, not a curated record
UUAUUCUCUGCUGUCAAACUGACAAUUCGACAUGUCAACCAUUGUCAACAUAAUUUGUUGUUAUUUUUACAGCUGUUUCAUAAUGUAAUUUUAUUUUCUGUUCUAUUUUAUUGCGUAUAACUCUUUGUAAACACGAAUAGUAGUUAAACGCAAAUAAUACGAAACGAAUUUACCAUGGAUUCACAUCCAUUAAAUUUGGCCCAUCACCAACAUCGGCGGGCUGAAGCGCAUCUAAAUAACAAUAGAUAUGAUGAAGCCAUGCAAUGUCAUCACAAUGCAGCAGAACUUCUAUUAGACGCUAUGAAAUCUACUACAUCAUCGUUUGCGCUCGAAUCGAUCACAUUGCAACACAGCUAUCAUCUAAAGCAGAAAGACCUAAUUAGAAGCAAAAAGGAACAAUACGCUCGAGUAAAGAAAGCCAUGGACACUAUAAAAUGGCUGGGGAAAGAGCCUUUGUCUAAUCUUCAAGGUCAUGAAUAUGCCAAGUUACAGGUGGCAAUAUAUAGAGCAAUCAAUGAGACAGACUCAUUACUGCUAGCAUUACAGAACAAAACGAAUAAUGGAGUCCAGGGAAUAGGAAAAGAUAAUGCUUCCAAAGAUGUUACAGAUGGCAAAAGAACAGAAAAAACACAGGAAACUGUUGUAGAGGAAUUACAAAUUUUGAGCCAGAAUCUUCAUUCACUAGUGGAACAAUUGGUUUUACAAGUUGAAGUUUUAAAAGAUGAGAACAUGACUCUUAAGGAAAGGGUUAAUUAUUUAGAAAAAGAAAGAAUUAAAUAUUUGAAUCUACCAACAUCAAAUGAUCUGUUGCAUAAUUUUUCUACAUUGAACUUGGAAAGUGAUGGUACAUACAAUGAUCCAAUAUUAAGGGCAACAACCAAAACUGCAUCUCAAAGUAGACCAACAAAUUCUGAUAUAACUACUGAUAGGAACAUACAACAAUCACAUUUUGAUUUAAGUGCCCUCAAGGAUAAUUGAUGUUAUUAUUUAUUUAAUUGAAUCUUUUAAAAAUAUAUUUUAGUAAUAUUGUUGAUUUUAAGUGUAUUAGGAGUUAUGUCUACAUUAUCUGUUUAUUAUUAAUAAUAAAUUACAUGACAGUGAAAUAAAA